AUGUUUGAGUCACAAUCCAUCGAGCUUCCUCAGCAUGGCGUGUCUGACAGAAGCCCACAAAAGCACUGUGCAACUUGUCACCAAUCCUCUUCUUCUCCUAAACUAACUUCUCCCUCCCUCGCCGCCGCCGCGCUCCCCCCCUUCUUGAUUUCGAUGGGUUCCCCUUGGGCCGUCGCCGGUGCUCUUCUAGUGGGCUUGCUCAUUUGGCACAAGAAACGACUAUCUGCCCGGGGUGCUCUCCCGCCAGGGCCGCGGCCCCUGCCGAUCCUAGGUAAUAUCCUCGACCUUACUCCGAAGGAGCUUUGGUUGGUGGCUACGACCUGGGCGAAAGAGUUUGGCGAUGUCGUCCAUGUUCAUAUAUUGGGCCAAGGCCUUGUUUUUUUAUCGAGUCCCGAAGCGACGAUGGAUCUGCUGGACAGAAAGGGCUCAAUUUACGGCGACAAGCCGACCCUAGUGAUGGCGGGCGAGCUGUGCGGAUGCGAUGACAUGGUCGCGUUCACGCCUUACGGUGAACAGUCCAAACGACAAAGGCGACUAAUGAACCGGGCCCUCGGCAUGGCCGCCAUUCCUGCCUAUCACCCCUUAAUCGAAACCGAGACCCACUCCUUCAUUCGAAAUCUGGUGGCUUCCCCCUUCAAGUACAUGGAACACAGUCGCCGCUACGCUGGCUCUCUGACGCUGUCCGUUGUGUACGGCUAUGAAGUCGCGGGAACCGACGACAAGUUCUUAACACUCGCCGAGGAAUGCGUGGACAUUCUGGCAAAUAAGAUCUCAUCCGGCGGCGGAAUCUGGCCUGUCGAUAUCUUCCCGGCUCUCAAGCACCUGCCCGCUUGGGCACCAGGGUCGGGCUUUCUCGCCAAAGCGGAUAAAUGGAAGGCGAAGAUGACCGAGUUUGUCGAGCAACCUUACGAGUUCGUCAAAACCAGUUUGAAAUCUGGGCAGUAUGCCCCUUCGUUCUGCUCGAUGCUGCUGGAAGAUGCGAAAACGCCCACGCAGCAAUUCGAAUUCGAUCUCAGAUACACGGCGAACUCGAUGUAUGCGGCCAGCAUGGACACUACCAUCACCACUUUCUGUCAUUUCUUGCUUGCGAUGAUGCUUCAUCCCGAGGUGCUUGCGCGAGCACAGGAGGAGAUUGACCGAGUAGUGGGAUCCGAUAGACUGCCAACCUUUUCUGACCGUGAUUCUUUGCCUUUCGUGGACGCGGUCUUGAAUGAAGUCUAUCGCUGGGGAGUUCCAGUCCCGCUCAGCCUUCCCCAUCGCUUGAUGGAAGACGAUGUCUAUCGGGGAAUGUUCAUACCCAAAGGGUCACUGAUCUUGGCCAACGUGUGGGCGAUUUCUCGGGACGAGGGUCUUUUCCCGAAUGCGUCCGCCUUCCUGCCGGAGCGUUACCUGGAGAAGAUCGACGAUCCCGUCUUGGCUAAACGUCGAGAUCCUCGCAGCUUUGUUUUCGUGCGUCCUCUGGAUUUGGUCGCAGGUAACAUGACUGAUCACGCGUGCCACCUAUCCCAUAUUUACCAGCAUUCCAGACGUUGUCCCGGGGUCAGCCUGGUCGAGUCUUCGAUCUGGAUCCUCCUUGCGAACGCGAUGGCGACAUUAGACAUCUCCAAACCCAAGGAUGAAUUUGGUAAUGUUAUCGAGCCGAAGGUAGACUUCAACAACUCUGUUUUCAGGGUACCGGAUCACUUCCAAUGUGACAUCCGACCCCGGUCUGCGCACACACUAAAGGUGUUGCGUCAAACUGAGACUACACAUUCGUAAAUGCACGCACUGCUGAUAGGCACGGCAUCUCAACCGACUUGUAUAUAUAUAUAUAUAUUGCAGCUUAGUCCUGUUCUCCCGCGCUCGCUAGCCUCUCUCUCUCUCUACAUCCUGCAUUGCAGCAAUCGAUCAAUAAGAUUGACGUCACUCCUUUAGUGCUCCCACGUGAUCGUGAUCAUCCCGCUCUGACCUGUACCACGACCACCAGGUUCAACUACCUUCAAGGUUGCAAGUUCAAAAGGGACCUGCAACAGCAUAACGCCAUGGCUACUUCAUUCAUAGUCGACACGUGUUGCCGCACACGCCUGAGCCUCGUGGUCUGGGUCCUGGGAAUAUGCCGAUAAUCUUCUUCUUUCAUGAUCCUACUUAUCUCACACCUUCUUUCCAUAACGGCGCUCUUUAUCUGCCAAUGAGCAGUAACGCGAUACCCUGGCAGCGCGACCCCUGGCCCAAAUACUCGUACCCGCUAGAUGUGCGCGAUUUGACAGUGCCGUGGAACAACGGGCGGCCUGAUGAGUCACCGGCUAGGAGCAGCGCAAGAUCCGGGGCGACUGAGACGACUCUGGUAGAUAAGGGGACGCUGCUUCAAAGUCCGGGAAGGGUGCGCCGGGGAUUGAAGAGGUUAUUUUCCAGCAGGAGUAGGAAAGCGGCCAAGGAUGCACCACCUUAUCCAGAAAAACCCCAAAUUCCCACACCCGACCCUGGCAUCUUGCCACUCGAUGAGUGGCGACAGUACGCUGCUUGGACACGACCGAUGGUAAAUGGAGUUCUCGUUCAUAACAGCGACACCCCUAGUCCCACCCCGUACCGGGACAUUCCACUCGAGCGCGUGAAUAUCCAGGAAGUGUUCGAGAGCCUGCGUAGUCCAAAUGGGACGCAUCACCCGGAAAACUGGAUCCCUGGACUGCGGCACGUGUCCUUGCCGCGUUCCAAGCCCCCUGGGUGGGAGUUGCCGGCACCCGGUGCUCCGCAGGCCUUCCCUUGGGAAUGCACGCUCAAUCCGCUGUUGGUGCAUUCCCCGGCGGGCGCCGCGCCUCUGCACUGGGACAUCCAGCGAGCGCCGAACUAUCCGCUUUAUGGCGGACCCUGCACCGACGCGAUACCAAUCUUCGAGCAGGAUCUGUGGAUGCCGGCGACGCGGCCGCUGGUGACACACAUGCACAUCACAGGCCUGGCGCUGACCGAUGUGCGAUUUCCGUGGAAAUUCAUGGUCAUCAAUGCUGCUGGGGUGAGGCUUGGGGAUGUUCUGAAGGGCGUCGUGCAGAAUUUCUCGCAGCAUGUAUAUUCGUGGGAGUUUGAUCGUUGGACAGAGGGCAGGAGGGAGAGGGCGCUGGUCGAGUAUUAUCUGCGGAAGGGCAAUGAGUCAGGUGAUGGCAUCAGGCGCAUGGACUAUCUCGGCGGGCAUGUGUUGUUCAGAGGGAUCGCUCCAAAUCCGGAUCGGACUGGAUGGGUACUGUUUAUGGGCACACAGUGGUGAGAGGUGUAACGAAAUUCAAUGUACUUACUAUGUAUCUUAUCUAUCUAAAUUAUUGAUUGCAUCUUAUCUAAAGUUGAUUUCGAGAUCG
Messenger RNA from Mycena citricolor, 3323 nucleotides. Lineage: Eukaryota; Fungi; Basidiomycota; Agaricomycetes; Agaricales; Mycenaceae. The record is from the annotation of a GenBank genome assembly.